CCACUCGGCUGUGGGGCUUCAAAUGCAGCCGUUGUGCCUAACACGCGCUCACGCAAACUGGGAGCGGCAACCAACAGAGUGCGCCUCGAUGGAGUAUCAGUCCCUGUCAAGGAGAGCUCCGCUCUUCCGCCGCCUGACUUCCAAAAAGAACCUCCCACUGCUGGCCGUAUGUAUUUAUACAUCUUGGGGAUGUGAGAUGCGAGGCUUACUGCGGCAAGCGACCCUCUCUCUCUCUUCGUUACGAUGCUGAGUGCAUAAGCUGCAAAGGAAUAAAAGAAAAGGACCUCUCUUGCAUCAGUAUUUACCAGGGCCAGCUCUGGCGCAAGCAAUGCCUCUUCUUGAAGAAAACUCGCUGGCCAGGGACCUUCCACUGACUAUACCUGUUAUAAUUAUAGGCAAUGGCCCAUCUGGAAUAUGUUUAUCAUACCUGUUGUCUGGCUAUCGACCAUAUUUAAAUGACUGUGCAGUGCAUCCCAACUCCAUUCUGCUAAGUAAAUUGAAGGAACUGAAACAUCUUUCCAUUGCUGAUCAGGAUUUAGAAUACCUCAGCGAAGGCUUAGAAGGGAGAUCAUCUAACCCUGUGGCUGUGUUGUUUGAUACUUUGCUACACCCAAAUGCUGAUCUUGGCUACGAGUAUCCUUCUGUCAUUCAGUGGAGAAUGGAGACUCAACAUCACAUCCCACAUAUAGUGCUGGGAAAAGGAAGCCCUGGAGGAGCCUGGCAUGCCAUGGAGGGGUCAAUGCUAACAAUAAGCCUGGGUCUCUGGAUGGAACUCCCUGGCGUCAACUAUAGAGAUCUGUCAACGAAUAAACGAAGAAAUACAACAAAUGACAGAGCAACAUCAGAUGAAAUCGCAUCCUACUAUAAGAAUUAUGUAAAGCUGAUGGGGCUUCAAAAUAACUUUGUAGACAAUACAUAUGUGACAUCCGUCAUGAAACUUCAUCGGAACAAGAAAGAAACGGACAACUGUGAAGUGAGAACAGAAAUGACCAACAGCAACCAAGAACUGCCAGAGAAAGAAUGUGGUUCCUCUGCGUUGCCUCAGAGCAUUUGGGAAGUGAGAGGUUAUCAGAGAGUUUGCAAUGGUUCUCAUGUGCCUUUCUGUCUGUUUGCCGAGAAUGUGGUCCUUGCGACUGGUGCAUCUGAUUCUCCAGUCAAGUUGAAUGUGGAAGGGGAAGACUUGCCUUACGUAUUCCACUGCAUUUCAGAUUUAGGAAUGGCCAUAAGCAAGCAAAACCUGAAUCAGUCGUCUGACCCAGUGUUAAUUGUUGGGGCAGGACUUAGUGCUGCCGAUGCCAUUUUGUGCACUUACAACAACAACAUUUCCAUUAUUCAUGUCUUUCGCAAGCGGGUUGGUGACCCCAGCCUAAUCUUCAAGCAGCUUCCAAAAACGCUCUAUCCAGAGUACCACAAGACCUACCAUAUGAUGUGCACACAGUCCUAUUCUGCUGCGUCUGGCUUAUAUCCCGACUACACAAGCUUCCCAGAACACUGUGUGGUCUCAUUUAAACCAGACAAGAACUGCAUCCUAGAAAGUGGCAACAGCUUGAAGGUUUUUAAGAUCUCAAUAGCCUUGGUGCUAAUUGGCACCCACCCUAACCUGUUUUUCUUGAAAAAUCAAGGGCAGUACUUGGGCCUUAAUCCCAAAAAACCUAUCUCAUGUAGGCAAAACCCUAUAGAUAUCCACCCCUAUACCUUUGAGUGUACAAAAGAAGAUAAUCUUUUUGCUAUGGGGCCACUCAUUGGAGAUAAUUUUGUACGGUUCCUCAAAGGAGGCGCGCUGGGCAUCGCCAGCUGCUUGGCAAAGAGGCACAAAAAGAAAGGGAAACUAAUUGUUAAUGAAGGCGGAGCAGAAAGCCCUGGGUCCAAGUGAGGCAUGCUGAGAGCUCUGGGAAAACUGCAAAAGCACAUAACUACAGAACGUUACGACCAAGAGUCAGCGGUCACACUUGCACUACCGGAGUCUGUUCUCAUUUUUAUCUGCUAGCAUUUAAAUAUGCAGCUUUUUUAAAAUGGCUGGAAACAUAAAGGUUCUUUACACUAAACAAUUUUAACAUCUUAUAUUAUGUGGAAACUGCAGUUAAAAAAUGAAUAUACUAGACCUGAUAUAAACAAGUGCUAAAUUUUAGUUUUGUACCUCGGUUUUAACACUUGAAAAUAUAUUCAGAAUUUUACGAAACUAAUUUACAGUUUCAUACUAAGCAAAAGUACCACAUCACAGUGUCCCAGAAUACCAAAGGAUCCUAAUGGAGACCUUGGCUAUAAAAUACAGUUUGGUGUCCUCAGCGCUGAAUGAAACUUACUACAGGACAUCUCCCCUGAUGGCAGGUUGUGUUGUAAACUGUGUGCUUAGAUUUUUCAGGUAAGGAGGUCAGACAUUUUGAGGUAAGCUAGUUCUACUUACUAAUCAUGGUGCUGGUGGAUGAUAUGUUGCAUGAUGAAUAGCACAUGCAAUUAAGAGUUUCACUGUACUCGUACAUGUGAUGGUAAUGACUCUAUAUACCCAUAAGCCUCUUCGUCACCUGAGAUCAAGUCUUAACCAAUCUGUGAAAAAGCCUUCUCUGCAUGACAUGCCGCUGGUAAGUCCUCUGAUGGCGCCUGUGCGGUCUUGGCUCCUCUUUGUGCACUGCAGGCGUUACUGAUGCUAGUUGAGGUCGGGAAAGCUACACUUUAACUAGGUGAUGUUUGAAAUAACGAGGCACAGUCAAAGAAAAAUCAACAUCACAUAUUUUCAUUAUACGGAAUUAACCUGUCCAUUUAUUGCAUGAUGCCCUCUGUAGUCUUCUGCUGGACUCUAUCAGUAUGCUAAUGUCAACCUCAUUUUAGUUGUAUGUUUAGUCUUUAUGUUUUAUGAUUUUUACACUUUAUAUUAGUGGAACUUACUGCAUUGUGUUAGUUUUGUUCCUGCUUUUUUGUAAAUCUUGUCCCAUUAGGACAUGUUCUUCCAA
Messenger RNA from Erpetoichthys calabaricus (reedfish), 2948 nucleotides. RefSeq names its product oxidative stress induced growth inhibitor family member 2 (gene osgin2). Lineage: Eukaryota; Metazoa; Chordata; Cladistia; Polypteriformes; Polypteridae. The transcript is spliced from 6 exons. Bases 329 to 1873 code for a protein of 514 amino acids. The record is from RefSeq and is a predicted model, not a curated record.